Molecule: messenger RNA, 1714 nt
Organism: Salvia hispanica
Lineage: Eukaryota; Viridiplantae; Streptophyta; Magnoliopsida; Lamiales; Lamiaceae
Product: cytochrome P450 CYP72A219-like
Molecular function (GO): monooxygenase activity; oxidoreductase activity, acting on paired donors, with incorporation or reduction of molecular oxygen; heme binding
Source: RefSeq, a predicted model, not a curated record
UAUCUCUACAUCUUCUUUAUAUAUUACUCUCUCUCAAAUUUACAUCAAAAAAUGAACUUGCCCUCAAUCUUGUGCUCAAUCCUGCUUGCUGCAGUGAUAGCAUGGGGAGUGAAAUUACUGAAUUGGGUCUGGCUGAGGCCGAGGAGGCUGCAGAAGCUGCUGAGGCACCAGGGGCUUAAAGGUAAUUCCUACCGGCUUCUUCUCGGAGACAUGAAGGAUCUCAUCUCAGUGAUAAAACAAGAGCAGUUCAAACCCAUCCAGCUCUCCGACGAUCUUGCGCCGCAUAUGUUUCCUUAUUUUCACCAAAUCAUCAGCAAAUAUGGAGAGAAUUGUUUCAUAUGGUUUGGACCGUCGCCGAGGUUGAUCAUCACUGAUCCGAAGAUUGUGAGAGAGAUUCUUGCGAGGCCGGAUAUAUUCCGGAAGCCGCUGCCCGAUCCGAUCGGGCAAACGGUGGCCGGAGGGCUGCUGUAUCUCGAGGGCCAGAAAUGGGCAAAACAUAGGAAAAUCAUCAAUCCAGCUUUUCACAUGGACAAAUUAAAGAGUAUGGUGCCGGUGAUUGGUUUGAGUUGUUUGGACAUGAUGGGGAAAUGGGAGGCUUUGGUGGGUAGUGAUGGCAGCGGAGGCGAUUCGGUGGUGGAGAUCGACGUGUGGCCCUUUAUUGAGGAUUUCUCGGGCGAUGUGAUCUCGAGGGUGGCGUUCGGGAGUUCCCAUGAGAAAGGGAGGAGGAUAUUUGAGCUCCAAAAGGAGCUGGUGAAGCUCGUUUUGGAGGUCAUUCAGUUCAUGUUCAUCCCCGGUUGGAGGUUUGUCCCGACCAAGGCCAACAGAAGAACCAAAGCAAUGUCGGAGGAAAUCCGAUCACUGCUGAAGGGCAUCAUCGAGCAAAGAGAGAAAGCAAUGGGGAGUGAAAAGAAAGUUGGCAGCGAAGGAGAUCUCUUAGGUACAUUGAUGGAAUCGAAUAGAGAAGCUCACGGCAUGAGCAUCGAAGAUGUGAUCGAAGAAUGCAAGCUCUUCUACUUUGCAGGCUCGGAGACAACCUCGCUAGUAGUGGUGUGGACAUUGGUGAUGCUCAGUAAGCAUCAGGAAUGGCAAGCUAGAGCGAGAGAGGAGGUUCUUCAAGUGUUCGGAGAGAGACAUCCAUCCUACGACGGCCUCAAUCGCCUUAAAAUCGUGACGAUGAUUUUGAACGAGGUGUUGAGGAUGUACCCCUCGGUGCCACUGCUAGCUCGGGCGCCGACGGAGACGGUGAAAUUGGGGGACAUGACGGUGCCGGUUGGCGUGGAUUUAAUGCUGCUAAUAGGGGCGAUGCAUCAUGAUCCGAAGAUAUGGGGCGAUGAUGUGAGCGAGUUCAAACCCGAGAGAUUCGAGAGUGGAAUGAGAGGGCAAUCGGGGUUCAUGCCCUUCAGUGGCGGGCCUCGUGUGUGCAUAGGCCAGAACUUGGGCAUGAUCGAGGCCAAGAUAGCCGUGGCGAUGAUGCUGCAGAGAUUCUCGUUCGAGCUAUCACCCUCGUAUUUGCAUACGCCGUUCUUGAUCAUCACCCUUCAGCCCCAGCAUGGUGUGCCUCUGCUUCUGCGUAAGUUGAAGUAGCGGCGAACGCAGAAAAAAAAAUUAAAUAUCCUUAUUGCAUAAAAAUUUACAAAAAAAUAAUUGAUAGUUUGAUUCACAUGUGUUUACUUUAAAUGAUAGUAAAUGGAUAAACAUAAAUAUUUUUAUUUUA